Messenger RNA from Bombina bombina (fire-bellied toad), 2238 nucleotides. It is a transcript of the gene STX17, whose product is annotated as syntaxin 17. The coding region runs from base 301 to 1179 and encodes 292 amino acids. Gene Ontology annotation, biological process: vesicle fusion; intracellular protein transport; exocytosis. The record is from RefSeq and is a predicted model, not a curated record. Gene Ontology annotation, molecular function: SNARE binding; SNAP receptor activity. Gene Ontology annotation, cellular component: plasma membrane; endomembrane system; autophagosome membrane. Lineage: Eukaryota; Metazoa; Chordata; Amphibia; Anura; Bombinatoridae. The transcript has 8 exons.
CUAAGCAGAUCUCUUCCGGGUACUCUGGGAUUCUGGGUAUAACCGACCCGGUAAAUCGAAUGUGAAACCCGGUUCUGAGGAAGAGUAUUGUAGACAGUAAUGCUUGCUGGGGUCUGGAAGCGGAUAAGAAGCACCGACUUCUAGCAUUGGGAUUUGGGACUAGGAGCCUCAAACAGGAAGCAGAACAUUGUUGUCCCAACAAAGAGAUUUCCUUUUUGUUUUCAUAACAUUGCUGCUUGCUUUGCCCAGAGUUUUUCUACCCAUUACGUCGCAGAGGGAGUUACCUAUCUGUAAAACAUAAUGCUAGAAGAUGAAGAAAAAGUGCCUUACCGCCGUCUUGAACCUGCAGUGCAGAAAUUUAUUAAGGUUGCCAUACCCACAGAUUUGGAAAGAUUAAAACAACACCGGUUAAAUAUUGAAAAGUUUCGAAGAUGUAGAUCAUGGGAGCGAUUACACAAAGAGCAUAUCAAUGCAGGACGCACUGUGCAGCAACUUCGAGCCAACAUUCAAGAGAUGGAAAAGUUGUUUUCCAGAGUAAAGAUGGAAGAUAUCCCGACAUUGACAAAAGCAAUAAAUCCAAUAAAAAAAUUGGCAAUUGCUUCAAUAGCAGAUUUUUUGGAACUUCAUUUAAAAUCCAAAGAAGAGUUGAAAAAACAGUUUAAUGAAGAAGCAUCAUUGGGAUUACAUAGCUCAACAGAAGCACUUUGUAGUAGUGAGUCUUCAGAACAGAAUUUGUAUUUACAAUAUCCAGAAAUUCCUCAGGAGGAAAAUGCUGCAGAGUCAUGGGACACUUUGGAAAAGGACUUAGUUGACCUGGAUAAGCUUGUAAAUGAAUUCUCUCACUUGGUACAUACUCAGCAGGAGAAGAUUGACAGCAUUGAAGACCAUGUCAACACUGCUGCUGUGAAUGUUGAAGAGGGAACCAAAAACCUGGGGAAGGCUGUACAGUACAAGCUGUCCGUGCUUCCUGUAGCAGGUGCUCUAAUUGGUGGAGUUGUAGGGGGUCCAAUUGGCCUCCUAGCAGGAUUCAAAGUUGCUGGAAUUGCAGCUGCACUUGGAGGUGGGGUAUUGGGCUUCACAGGUGGAAAACUUAUACAAAGGAAAAAAGAAACAAUUAUUAAAACAGAACAGUCUUCAUCUACAGAGAGUCAGGAUCAAGAACUCAAAAAAGUCAACUGAUGGUACUGAUCAAUUGUAACAAGAUUUGGAGGAUUCUUUAAAAAAAAACAACAACAACAAACAAACAGGACUUAUCUCUACAAAAUGGGACGUACCUAAAAACACUUGCAUUGUUAUGGAUCUGUGAAAAUUGUACUUUAUAAGGGGUUUUUUUUUGGGGGGUGCCAGGGAAAUAAGGCAUCCGCCAUAUAAAUAUUAAUUACUUUACCAAAUAUUUAAAUUUAAAGAACUAUUUGUGUAAUUUUAAUGAGGAUUGUACAAUGUACAUUUAGUAUAGACGUGUUUGUUAAAUUCAUAUGUAUUUCAUUUUUCCUGAAUUAUGGUAUUCUGGCCUUUAUUACGUUAUCUGCCUUCUAUGAUUUUUAUCAGUUGUGUCAUACUAGUCAUAUAGCUUUGUCUGCCUUUAUAUAUAUAUAUAUAUAUAUAUAUAUAUAUAUAUAUAUAUAUAUAUAUAUAUAUAUAUAUAUAUAUAAACAUUUUUGAGAUUGUACACUUAUGUAUGCGUCCACCAUCAUUCAGUCAAAUGGUGGAAAGAUACAUGGGUGUUCUGUGUCCUUGGCUUAUACGCGUUGGCGACUGCUAGUGAUCUAUUAGAUUUACCGCCCUGUGCCUGUGUAAUGGAUAGGUAUACAGAAGCAUGGAUUCCUCAAAAAAUGUUAGGGAUUGGGGAAAGGACAUAAUAGAUAUUACUUUUUUAACAUAUAUUUUACAUUUUUCACAUUUUUGCUUUAUCUCUUUUAAAGUGACAUUGCUCUGAUUAAAAAAAAAAAGUCUUGUCUCAAACUGUAAAAAGCUGUUGCUCAUUAAAUAAAUAUUGUUUAAGUGACAACAUUUUACACAGCACUAUACAAAGAAGGUACAUUACAAUGAUAAGGGUGCAAUAUGAUAAAAACUUACGAGACAUUAUGUAAGACUAUAUGAUGUGCAUUACUACAUUUACAUUGACAAACAAAAGGAAAGGGGCGCCCUGCCCUUGAGCACAAUCAGUUGUAGAUGGACUUUUAUACAAAGUGUGUCCUGUGGCUCUUUUUUAUGUUAUUAAAUUUUCUACAAAACAAA